GAUGCUGCGGCCUGACAUAUCACCAACGUUUCCUUCUGUCCCUGUGGCUUCCCCCUGCUCACCAGAGGCUCGGUCCCAGGGUCCCCGCUACAAUUUCGGACUCCAGGAGACUCCUUUGAGCCGCCCUUCAGCCCAAGCCGCCUCUGCGUCUUCCCCACCAGGCACGUCUGGAGCGGCGGGUGACAGGAGCGGCAGCAGCAGUCUACCUGGGCACCCGCUCAGCGCCCUGCCGCCUCAAGGUUCAUACUUUAGAAACAGAAGAUCUUUUGCAGAAAACACACAUGCAUCAAAUGUUAUGCUUGGUAUAAGCUCAUCCUCUGCACAAGAUGGUAAUUAUCCUCAAAUACUAAAAUCACCAUUAUGUGCUGGAAAUCCCCAGAGAUCAGGUUAUAAAAGUUGGACACCACAAGUGGGAUAUUCAGCUACAUCCUCAUCUGCAGUUUCUGCACACUCUCCUUCAGUUAUUGUAGCUGUUGUUGAAGGAAGAGGACUUGCCAGAGGUGAAAUAGGAAUGGCAAGUAUUGAUUUAAAAAGCCCACAAAUUGUAUUAUCUCAGUUUGCGGACAGUACAACAUAUGCAAAGGUGAUCACUAAACUUAAAAUUUUAUCACCAUUGGAAAUAAUAAUGUCAAAUACUGCUUGUGUUGUGGGGAAUUCAACCAAGUUGUUUACUCUUAUCACAGAAAAUUUCAAGAACAUUAAUUUCACUACUAUCCAAAGGAAAUACUUCAAUGAAACAAAAGGGCUAGAAUACAUUGAACAGUUAUGCAUAGCAGAAUUCAACACUGUCCUAAUGGAGGUUCAGUCCAAAUAUUACUGCCUUGCAGCUGUUGCAGCUUUAUUAAAAUAUGUUGAAUUUAUUCAAAAUUCAGUUUAUGCACCAAAAUCGCUAAAGAUUUGUUUCCAGGGUAGUGAACAGACAGCCAUGAUAGAUUCAUCAUCAGCCCAAAACCUUGAAUUACUAAUUAAUAAUAAAGACUCUAGGAAUAAUCACACACUCUUUGGUGUUCUAAAUUAUACUAAGACUCCUGGAGGAAGUAGAAGACUUCGUUCUAAUAUAUUAGAACCUCUAGUUGAUGUUGAAACCAUUAACAUGAGAUUAGAUUGUGUUCAGGAACUGCUUCAAGAUGAGGAACUCUUUUUUGGACUUCAGUCAGUUAUAGCAAGAUUUCUUGAUACAGAGCAACUUCUUUCUGUUUUAGUUCAAAUUCCAAAGCAAGACACAGUUAAUGCAGCUGAAUCAAAGAUAACAAAUUUAAUAUACCUAAAACAUACCUUGGAACUUGUGGAUCCUUUAAAGAUUACUCUGAAGAACUGUAACACACCUUUAUUAAGAGCUUAUUAUGGUUCCUUGGAAGAUAAGAGGUUUGGAAUCAUACUUGAAAAGAUUAAAACAGUAAUUAAUGAUGAUGCAAGAUACAUGAAGGGAUGCCUGAACAUGAGGACUCAGAAGUGCUAUGCAGUAAGGUCUAACAUAAAUGAAUUUCUUGACAUAGCCAGAAGAACAUAUACGGAGAUUGUGGAUGACAUAGCAGGAAUGAUAACACAGCUUGCAGAAAAAUAUAGUCUUCCUUUAAGGACAAGUUUUAGCUCUGCUCGAGGAUUUUUCAUUCAGAUGACUACAGAUUGUACAGUCCUACCCAAUGAUCAACUUCCUUCAGAGUUUAUUAAGAUUUCCAAAGUGAAAAAUUCUUAUAGCUUUACAUCUGCAGAUUUAAUUAAAAUGAAUGAAAGAUGCCAAGAGUCUUUGAGAGAAAUCUAUCACAUGACUUAUAUGAUUGUGUGCAAACUGCUUAGUGAGAUUUAUGAGCAUAUUCAUUGCCUAUAUAAACUGUCUGACACUGUGUCAAUGCUGGAUAUGCUACUGUCAUUUGCUCAUGCCUGUACUCUUUCUGAUUAUGUUCGGCCAGAGUUUACUGAUACUUUAGCAAUCAAACAGGGAUGGCAUCCCAUUCUUGAAAGAAUAUCUGUGGAAAAACCUGUUGCUAACAAUACCUAUAUUACAGAAGGGAGUAAUUUUUUUAUCAUAACUGGACCAAAUAUGAGUGGGAAAUCCACAUAUUUGAAACAGAUUGCUCUUUGUCAGAUUAUGGCCCAAAUUGGAUCAUAUGUUCCAGCAGAAUAUUCUUCCUUUAGAAUUGCUGAACAGAUUUUUACAAGAAUAAGUACUGAUGAUGAUAUCGAAACAAAUUCAUCAACAUUUAUGAAGGAAAUGAAAGAGAUAGCAUAUAUUCUACAUAAUGCUAAUGACAAGUCACUCAUAUUAAUUGAUGAACUUGGCAGAGGUACUAAUACAGAAGAAGGUAUUGGCAUUUGUUAUGCUGUUUGUGAACAUCUGCUGAGCUUAAAGGCAUUUACACUGUUUGCUACACAUUUCCUGGAACUGUGCCAGAUAGAUGUUCUGUAUCCUAAUGUAGAAAACAUGCAUUUUGAAGUUCAACAUGUAAAGAACACUUCAAGAAAUAAGGAAGCAAUCUUGUAUACCUACAAACUUUCUAAGGGACUCACAGAAGAAAAAAAUUAUGGAUUAAAAGCUGCAGAGGUGUCAUCACUUCCACCAUCAAUUGUCUUGGAUGCCAAAGACAUCACAACUCGAAUUACCGGACAGAUUUUGCAAAACCAAAGGAGUACCCCUGAGAUGGAAAGACAGAGAGCUGUGUACCAUCUAGCUACUAGACUUGUUCAAACUGCUCGAAACUCUCAAUUGGAUCCAGACAGUUUACGAACAUAUUUAAGUAAUCUCAAAAAGAAGUAUGAAGCAGAUUUUCCCAGGGCCGAACAAGAUUCAGGAAAGACUGAAGAAUAG
Molecule: messenger RNA, 2806 nt
Organism: Dama dama (fallow deer)
Lineage: Eukaryota; Metazoa; Chordata; Mammalia; Artiodactyla; Cervidae
Gene: MSH4
Product: mutS homolog 4
Exons: 20
Coding region: 2-2806 (934 amino acids)
Biological process (GO): mismatch repair; reciprocal meiotic recombination
Cellular component (GO): nucleus
Molecular function (GO): ATP-dependent DNA damage sensor activity; mismatched DNA binding; ATP binding
Source: RefSeq, a predicted model, not a curated record